Rotaria sordida is the source of this 555-nucleotide messenger RNA. The record is from the annotation of a GenBank genome assembly. NCBI's taxonomy places the organism in Eukaryota, Metazoa, Rotifera, Eurotatoria, Philodinida, Philodinidae.
AUGAACGACGAUAAUUUUAUGUCAAGUGGUUUUACUGAUCGAAUUGAUACUGCUCGUAUGAGAUAUCCUCAUUGUAUUGUUUGGACACCGAUUCCACUUCUUACAUGGCUUUUUCCGUUUAUUGGUCAUAUGGGUAUCGCACGUACUGAUGGAGUUAUUCGAGAUUUUGCAGGACCUUAUUACGUAUCAGAAGAUGAUAUGGCAUUUGGUCGACCAACAAGAUAUUUACAACUUGAUCUUAAUCGUAUUCCAACAACAUUAGGUACAAACAAUGUACAAAAUAUUUGGGACAAAGCUGUUGAACAAGCAUCCGAUGAAUAUAAAAAACGAAUGCAUAAUUUAUGUUGUGAUAAUUGUCAUUCACAUGUAGCUUUGGCAUUAAAUACAAUGAAUUAUAAUCGAAAAUAUUCUCAUAAUAUGAUUUCACUUUGUUUUUGGAUGUUUUUUCGUGGAAAAUUUGUCAGUUUUGUCGGACUUCUUCUUACUUGGUUGCCAUUUCUCAUACUAAUGUCUAUUAUUAUUGGUCUUACUGUCUUCUUCAAAGCACCAAAAUAA